AUGCUGGGAAGCACCGCUGCGGCAAGGGCAAGGGAGGCAAGGGUGGUGGGGGUGGCGGUGGGGAAGGUGGUGGUUGAGGUGGUGGAGGCAGUGGAGGUGGCGGAGGUGGUGGUGGCGGUGGGAGUGGUGGUAUGGGUGGGGGCGGUGGCGGCAGUGGCGGCAGCGGCGGUGGGAGUGGUGGCUGCAGUGGGAGUGGUGGCAGCGGUGGUGGCGGCAAAGGGGGUAGUGGCGGUGGCGGCGGCAGAGGCAGUGUUGGUGGUCGGGCUGGACUCGGACGUUGGAGCUGCUGCUGGAGCUGAGGACCCGAGCGGUGGCGCUGCUGCUGCUGCUGAGGACCCGGGCGUUGGAGCUGCUACUGGUGCUGAGGACCCGGGCGUUGGAGCUGCUACUGGUGCUGAGGACCCGAGCGGUGGCGCUGCUGCUGGUGCUGAGGACCCGAGUGGUGGAGCUGCUGCUGGUGCUGCGGACCCGGACGGUGGAGCUGCUGCUGGUGCUGUGGACCCGGACGCUGGAGCUACUGCUGGUACUGAGGACCCGGCCGCUGGAGUCUCUUCUGCUUCUGGAGACGCUGCGCGGCCGCGGCCGUACUUCUCACAGUUACCGCCUACCUCGUCUCUCCCUGCUCCCUCUCCUUACACUGGUCCCACAGGAGGUCUUACAGAGCGUCGUGAGCCUGAGUCUCAUCCUGCGUCGCCUGUUCGUCCUGCUCGCGCUGGUAGUCGUGUCCGUCGUGAGCGUCCUCCUCCUGUCCCUGGCACUCACUACAUGACUCUGCGUCCCUCCACUGCUCCUCAGCGUGUCCCGCUACCGUCUCCUCCUGCGUCCUCUUUGCCUGACGUUCCGGACCCUGAGUCUGACCGGUAUCGUGCUGAGCACCCUACUGUCACGCGUCUCCUCGCUACUGUUGUCACUGACCCUACCUUUGAGUCCUCGACUGCGUCUGCUCUGGUCGCUGAGUUGGUUGACUUUGCUGCUGCCUGUUGUCUAGACUACGCUGCUAGCCUUGUUGCUGAUCCUGAAUCUGAGUCUGUCUGUCCUCCGUCCGUCGGGGGUGAGUGUGCUCUUGGCACGGACGUCCUUGAGUUCCAGUGUCUUGCUGCUGCUUUGCCCCGUCUCGUGUCCUUGCUAGUGUUGGUGUAA
This is a messenger RNA of Closterium sp. Yama58-4, 1140 nucleotides long. NCBI's taxonomy places the organism in Eukaryota, Viridiplantae, Streptophyta, Zygnematophyceae, Desmidiales, Closteriaceae. The record is from the annotation of a GenBank genome assembly.